UGUGAGGUUUGUAAAUGGCUUCAGCAAACCAUUCAAGAUUCAAGACUGAUUUCUGUCCGUCAGAAAGCAACAAGCCACGGAAAAACAGACAAUGAUUUCAGUUUUCCGCUCUUAUAUACAUGACGCUCCGGUAUGGCAUAGUGAUGCAGAAAAAUGAAACCAGAUGCUGAAUCAGAAUAUGGAACAGCCACGGCUGAAAAGGCAGUUUGCGUUGGCUCCUUUACAGCUGUUAAGGCACUUUGGGAAGUCAGAAUUGAAAAAAUAAAGGAAGACCUUCGAAAAGAAAAAGAAUUCAGGCAGAGGACUGCAGGGAGAUUGACACUUGUUUGGGAAGAAAGGGCCAGUUUGGCCAAGCUUCAGGAAAAAGUAAGCACUGAAGAUGGAAAGGCUGUUCUAAGGAUUGAACAGGAAGAAUGGAAGACUCUACCUUCUUGCUUACUGAAACUGAACCACCUCCAGGAAUGGCAACUUCACAGAACUGGUUUGGUAAAAAUCCCUCAAUUCAUUGGUCGCUUUCAAAACCUCAUUGUUCUAGAUCUGUCUCGAAAUUCCAUUGCAGAAAUUCCUAGGGAGAUCGGUCAGUUGCCAAAUCUACAAGAGUUGAUCCUCAGUUACAAUAAAAUUAAAUCUGUUCCUAAAGAGCUAAGCAAUUGUGUCAGCUUAGAAAGACUGGAGCUGGCAGUGAAUCGAGACAUCUGUGACCUUCCCCAUCAGCUCAGUGAAAUGAAGAAGCUUUAUCACCUGGAUCUGAGCAUGAACCAGUUUACUGCCUUCCCAUCAGUCAUCCUGGAUAUGCCAAGCCUGGAAUGGUUAGACAUGGGGAGUAACAAACUUAAGGAAAUCCCUGGCAAUCUUGAUAGAGCAGAAAACCUGCACACUUUGUGGCUCCAAAGAAAUGAAAUCGCUUUCUUACCAGAAUCCAUUUGUAACCUAAAAAAUCUGAGCACCCUUGUCCUCACCAACAACAAACUCCAGGAUAUUCCUGCUUGCAUGAAGGACAUGACAGACCUAAGAUUUGUCAACUUCAGAGACAACCCACUGAAGCUGCAGGUAACACUUCCCCCUUGUGAGAAUACUGAAGAGGAAGAGGAACGAGAACUGUAUGGAAUUCAAUUCAUGCACGCAUACAUUCAGGAGUCACUCAGCAGAAAAGAAAACAUGGAAAGUGAUAUCCUAGCUGAUGCCUCGGCUGACAAAUGAAAAAAAUAAAUCCAUGCCAAUCUGGGUUUUCACUGUUACUGGAAGAGGUGGGGAACCUGUACUCCUUCAUAGGGUGUUAGACUCCAACUUCCAUCAGUCCCAGCCAAUGGUCAAGAACAAUGGAUGCUGCAGUCCAACAACAGGUUUCCCCAACCUAGUAUCUUCACCAACACUGAAAAUCUGUACAAUUUGUACCUGUUGCAGCACCACAUACAUGCUUUCCAAUGCCUAUCACAGGUAGCUUCUCCUUCCCGAGAACAGGUACCUUAUCUGAAAAAUACAAAGAAUCCAAGAAUUACUACUUCCAGCCUGCAUCUU
Messenger RNA from Elgaria multicarinata webbii, 1518 nucleotides. RefSeq names its product leucine rich repeat containing 39 (gene LRRC39). Gene Ontology annotation, molecular function: protein binding. Gene Ontology annotation, biological process: signal transduction. The record is from RefSeq and is a predicted model, not a curated record. Bases 154 to 1200 code for a protein of 348 amino acids. The transcript has 10 exons. Lineage: Eukaryota; Metazoa; Chordata; Lepidosauria; Squamata; Anguidae.